AUGGGCCAAGAAUUGUAUCAAAGAGUAUUUGCCCAUAUCGGAUUAAUUGAGCGAGACUAUUUUGGUUUACAAUUUAUUGAUCAUAUGCAAGUACGGCAAUGGCUAGAUCCUGCAAAGAGGAUACGAAAACAACUUCCUUUUGGACCUCCUUACAGUUUUAGGCUUCGUGUUAAAUUUUUUUCGAAUGAUCCGGUCAAUUUAAAGGAUGAAUUAACCAGGUUAUAUUUUAAUAUCUACUUUUUCGGUUUGUCCGCAAUUUUUUGCGGACACUGUCCGCAAAUUUUUUUGCGGAUAAAAAAUUUUCAGAUUUUAAAUUUCCUUUUUACCCCUUGGGAAGUAUUGGGUUGUUUUGUCCGCAAUUUUUUGCGACAUUGUCCGCAAGUUUUUUGCGGACUGUCCGCAAGUUUUUUGCAGACAACAUUCUUUAAAUUUUCUCCCUUCAUUUGCCUAUUAAAAACCACUCAAAGUUUUUAUUUUAGAUAUUUAUUUUUUGUGCAAUUGCGACAGGAUAUACAAAUAGGCUUUUUGGAUUGCCCUCCUGAAGUAGCUGUCUACUUGGCUGCAUUGGGACUUCAAUCCGAAUUUGGGGACUUCAAUCCCCACACAUAUUCUUCAACUUUCGCCUCCGAAUUUCGUUUCCACCCUUUACAAAAUGAACAAAUGGAAUUGGCAAUUCUUCGGCAAUGGGCAGAUAAACAACUUGAAGGUAUGAAUCCUUGUCGGGCUGAGGCUGCUUUUUUGGAUAAGGCGAGGAAAUUGCCUUUAUAUGGAGUUGAUUUGCACAAUGUUCAAGGACGUGAUGGCUGUGAAUAUAGACUUGGCUUAAGUCCGCAAGGAAUGCUAGUACUUGAUGGGAGGCAGAAAAUAGGUUUUCUUAUUUUUAAAAAUGCUAAUAUUGGAGGGAUUAGGUUCUGA
This is a messenger RNA of Meloidogyne enterolobii, 915 nucleotides long. Lineage: Eukaryota; Metazoa; Nematoda; Chromadorea; Rhabditida; Meloidogynidae. The record is from the annotation of a GenBank genome assembly.